Messenger RNA from Dovyalis caffra, 576 nucleotides. The record is from the annotation of a GenBank genome assembly. NCBI's taxonomy places the organism in Eukaryota, Viridiplantae, Streptophyta, Magnoliopsida, Malpighiales, Salicaceae.
AUGGCCACCCAAUUUGUUUGCCUUACCUCACUCCAACUCCUCAAGAGCAAGAAUCGGUUUACUCGAACUGCAACUCAUGGAGAAAGAGUAACCAAAUUGCUUUCAAUCGAUCAACAAAGUUCAAGUUAUAGACACACAAACAAUGGUGUUAAGUCGGAAAAUAGCUCAGGUACUGUAGAUGGCGAAGAAAUGAAUAUGCCUAAUAAGGUUCAAAAGAGAAAGAGAUGUCGCCGUUGGGCACGAGAGCUUCCUCGGUAUUUAGGGUUGUGGUACGCGUCAUCUUCCAUAAGCUACAUCCUCAGGAAGGCAAGAGCAUUUUACAAUGAGUUUUGUUGUGAUAAUUUCUUUGAUGAUUCAUUACUCAUGGGACAUGAGUUGUUGGCUGAUCCUUAUUUCUCUUUUCCUGUUAUUCCACCACCAACUAUUGCACCCCAUCAUAUCUUCGGUCGAGAUAAAGGUCUUGGAUCAGGCUAUUUAGACUUUGAUUGUACUAUUUAUUUUGAUCCAGGCCUUGUUGCCUUUUCUGUUUCUUCUGUGAAAUACCUUUCUGCUAGUGAUGGGUUCUGUAAUGAUUAA